CGUUUCACGGGUAGUGACCUAAAUUUCUUGUUAUUACAAGUGGCAAGCGCAUAUGAUGGAUUGAUCAAGUGGCUAGCGAGCCGCUAGGGCCGAUAAUUUUUGUUAUCACGCGUGCUCUAGCUGUUGGCUUUGAUCCUCGAGGCCAUAACUAGUCGAAGACGGGCUCAGAUCGUCUUCUUCCGAUUGAAUCUACCCACAACCCAACCCUUCCAACAUGGCCGCCUCCUACAUAGCGGUCUUGCUCAUCCUCGCCGCAGUUGCCCCACGCCCCUCCUCCGCGCGGCACGUCGUCACCUUCAUCCCUAGUCGCGGCGUCUCCCCCUCCUCCCUGGCCUGGGACCCCACCGCUCAGCACUUCGUCGUCGCCGGCGGAGGCGACGCCGUCCUAUCCGUAUCCGACGCCGGCGUGACCGAAUCGAUCGCGUCCCCCGGUGCCUCCGCAGUCGCCGUUGAUGACCGCCGCCGUCGCCUCAUAGUAGCGUCCGCCGGUUCCGUCUCCGCUUUCGACCUCCGCACCCCUCGGCCCCAUCGCCUCCUCUUCUCCACCACGCUCCCCGACCCCGCCGCGCCCGGCGGCGUCGCCGUUGACCCACAAUCUGGCGUCGCAUUCCUCACCUUGGGCGCCCAAAUCUACAGCCUUUCCCCUGACGGCGACCUCGCCGCGCUCCCUGCUUCGCCCGUCUAUGGCUCGGAGCCCCUUUCCUCCCUCACCGCGCACGUGAGCCGCGGGUUCCUCCUCGUCGGCCGUCCCAGCACCGGCCACCUCCUCCGCGUCGACAUGGAGGACGGAUCCGCAAGAGCCGUUUCAGGGCCCUUUACGCCCGCCACGCCGGUCGCCGUCGCGGUGCGGAGCGAUGGGACGGUGGCGGUGGGCGGGGCCGCGACUCUGCGCCUGGUCGGGAGCAACGACGGGUGGGUGUCUUGCGCGGAGCAUGACGUGGGGGAACCGAACGGCGCCGUCGCGGCGGUGGCGGUGGCGGUGGCGGUAAGGGAGCGGAAGCGGGUGUACGCGCUGGUGGAGGCGGAGGUGGAGGGGAAGAGGGAAUGGCGGAUCGAGGAGGUGGACUGGAAAAAGGAGGGGGAGGGGGAGAUGGUGGCGCUGUUAAUCUUGGUCGGCGCCGCCAUCGCCAUCUUCAUGUUCUGGAGGUUCCAGAUGCGGCAGCUCGCCGGCAACAUGAACAAGAAGAUCAGAUAGAAGGAUCACAGUGCCUGGCCAUCCCCAGCUUUACUUUUUAUUUCCUUCUGCAUUUAGUUGACGCUGGUAUACUUGUGUAUUAGACAUGUUAUAAUUAUCAGUUUUCAUUAACUGUGAAUCCCUUGAUCUUUGCUUGCUCGGUGGUUUUGCUUGGCACAUCCACGAUGUAAUAGAUUCCUUUUCCUUUCUCAGAAUCACGAUGUAAUGGAAUUGGGCAUAACUGAUACUUGUAAAAA
Aegilops tauschii subsp. strangulata is the source of this 1431-nucleotide messenger RNA. RefSeq lists its product as uncharacterized. Gene Ontology annotation, molecular function: protein binding. Gene Ontology annotation, cellular component: endoplasmic reticulum. The record is from RefSeq and is a predicted model, not a curated record. Lineage: Eukaryota; Viridiplantae; Streptophyta; Magnoliopsida; Poales; Poaceae.